UUUUAUCUUUAUACAAAACUUCGUAGUUAAGAAUUGUACUACCAGAGAAAGAGAGAAAAGAAAGAUCAUCAGUUACUAGAAAACGAAACAUAUCAUAUCAACAGAAUUGAGAGUGGAAGUGAUGGCGAAAUUGAAGAUAGCAGGGACAUGGUCAGGUGUGUUAGAAGAAGUCGAUUUAGAGCGUAUGAUCAUAUCUUCACUACGUGAAGAAAUUGCUAAACGAUCUAAUUGCGAAAACCCUCACUUCAUCAACCUCAUAUGUGCUGGUAGAAUUCUCAAGGAAGAAAAUGGAACCCUAACGUUAUCACAAUUGGGUAUAAAAAACAACUCUAAGAUCCUCGCUACUCUCUCUUCUCCUCAACAAGGUCAUUCUCUUGUUGUUGAAGAACAAAGCUCUCAAAGGCUUGCACGUAUCAGGGCAGCUGCAACUGCAUUAGCUGUAAGGCAUGCAGAUGGUUCGUUACCUGUUGAAGACUUUAACAUAGAAGUAGAAGAUCAAAGUGGACAGAAAGUACGCUUAGGAUCAGAGAUUGAUCAGAGGGCAGUAAUGAUGGGACUGAUGCUUCAUGCAAAGGGGAAGCAUCUAAUCAAAGUGGGAAAUUACAAAGAUGCACUAGAAGUGCUUAGCAUGGGAGAGGAGGCAUUCUCUAUUUGUGAUCCAAAAGUCAUUGAGCUUAUUGAUAAUGUUCCAAUACUGCAAAUAGACAUGGUAUGGUGCUACUUUAUGCUACGAGACAUUAGAUGGCUAUCAGAUGCAGGAAAGCGCCUUGAAAUGGCUAGGGCAGGAAUUGAGCGUGCUCAUGGAAAGGAUUCUCUCCGUCUCAGACUCUUGCAAGGUGGUCGCUAUCCAGAACUUGCAUUGCAUUUGAGACUAGAGUUGCUUGAAGGGGUUGUGGCAUUUCAUACUGGCCAGUUGGAGAAAUCAAGACAAGCUUUAGCUUCUGCAAGAGCAAAGUUUGUUCAGCUGCAAGUGCCAGAUGAAGCCUUAUCAUUUGUUAUGAGCAUGGGCUACAAUCAACGUGAUACAAAGAGAGCAUUGCGAAUGAACAAUCAAGAUGUUGGGGGUGCCAUUGAUUUCCUUGUUGAGGAGAAGGCAAAGAAAAUGCAAAAAAUGGAGGAAGAUUUAAAAAGAAAAGAGGAAAUUAGGGAGCAAAAGCGGUAUGGCGUGACCCCUUUAAAGAAGGCCGUGGAUCUUGAGAGAUUGAAGGAAUUGGUCACUAUUGGGUUUGACAAGGAGCUUGCUGCUGAAGCCCUUAGAAGAAAUGAAAACGAUACUCAAAAGGCAUUGGACGAUUUGACGAAUCCAGAAAUUAAUUCUGAUUUACAGGUUAAGAUCGAGUCAAGGAAAAGGAAACGAAAGAAACAAGCAACAGAUUCUGCAAUUGAAAAAGUUGUGCAAAUGGGUUUUGAAAGAUCAAUAGUGGUUGCUGCUUUUGAGGCAGGCGGCACUUUAGAAGAAGUAUUGCAAAAGCUGACAGCACAACCUGAGACUGACCCUGCAUCAGCUGCGGAAAGGAAUUCAAUAGCUGCUUCCCAUGGCAGUGGAAGUUCAUCUAACCCUUUACCGGACGAUGUUGGUUCUGAUAUUCUAGACCUAAUGAAUGAGGUUGAAGAUAACAAAAAAGCAGAAGAAAGGGACGUGGAAAUGGAAGAUGAGCUAUCUGCAGAUAUAGCUAAAGGCGAUGCAUUGACUGAUUAUGACAUUGAAGUUACUAUAGAAGGGGAAGCCAUAACUGAGUACCUCUCUAUGGUUGAGUCAGCAGGCAGCUGUGAGAAAAUGGUUACUUCCAAUUAAGAAGAGCAUGAUUUGAUAGCAGUUUAUGUAAAUAGCAGGAUUAUAAAGACAAUGAAUGUGUUUCUGCUCUUUGCUGCAUGGAGCUUAUGUAAAUAGCUGGAUGAUCAGUACAUUGGUGCUCAAACCCUGGAGUUUUUAUAAUAAUUAGUCGAUUUAACAUUAAAUACUUAAUUUGUUUUUGAACUAGCUAAAGUGUUGAACGACAUAUCUGUUAUAGGAGUAAGUGGACUAUUUCUUGCUCUUUACAACUUGUGUGAAGUAAGAAUAAUGGAUAUAAAUAUCUCUUGGUAUCUUCCUUGGAGAUGAAUCUUAUCUUUAGUCCUAAUUUAUUAUAAUAAAUAAGUCCUGGUUCACUUCAA
Molecule: messenger RNA, 2154 nt
Organism: Cicer arietinum (chickpea)
Lineage: Eukaryota; Viridiplantae; Streptophyta; Magnoliopsida; Fabales; Fabaceae
Biological process (GO): regulation of ubiquitin-dependent protein catabolic process
Molecular function (GO): protein binding
Source: RefSeq, a predicted model, not a curated record